Molecule: messenger RNA, 1257 nt
Organism: Geosmithia morbida
Lineage: Eukaryota; Fungi; Ascomycota; Sordariomycetes; Hypocreales; Bionectriaceae
Product: RNA recognition motif (RRM) domain
Exons: 3
Coding region: 1-1257 (418 amino acids)
Biological process (GO): mRNA splice site recognition
Cellular component (GO): cytosol
Molecular function (GO): mRNA binding
Source: RefSeq, a predicted model, not a curated record
AUGGAACACAACACUCCCUUCUCUGGCGUUCCCGCCAACGGUGGCCCUGCUCCUGGCCAGAUGCCCUUUGCCAACGGUACCCCCCCGGCUGGCGACAUGGCUGUUCCCCCUCCCCCUGGCUCCGCCGGAGGUGACUCUCCCAAGACGACUCUCUGGAUGGGCGAGCUUGAACCUUGGAUGGACGAGAACUUCAUCAAGGGUGUCUUUCUCUCUUCGACAGCCGAGACUGUCAACGUCAAGGUCAUCCGCGACAAGAACUCUGGCAACGCUGGAUACUGCUUUGUCGAGUUCCAGACCCCCGAUGCCGCUAACAAGGCUCUGGGGCUGAACGGGACCCCUGUCCCUAACAGCUCGCGCCAGUUCAAGCUCAACUGGGCUUCCGGUGGUGGUCUCGUUGACCGACGUGAGGAUCGCGGACCUGAGUAUAGUAUUUUCGUCGGCGAUCUCGGUCCCGAAGUCAACGAAUACGUUCUUGUCUCCCUUUUCCAGGCUCGUUUCCCCUCUUGCAAGUCGGCUAAGAUCAUGACGGAUGCUAUGUCUGGCCAGAGCCGCGGCUACGGCUUCGUCCGCUUCUCCGACGAGAACGACCAGCAGCGUGCCCUUGUCGAGAUGCAGGGCGUCUACUGCGGCAACAGGCCCAUGCGCAUCUCCACGGCCACUCCCAAGAACCGUCACAGCAGCAACAACAACCACCACGGUUUCAACCACGGUCACCACGGCAACCCCAUGAUGGGCGGCGGCAUGCCCCAGCAGCAGAUGUGGGCUGGUAAUGCCAUGGGAGGAUUCCCCUACGGCGGUGGCGGCGGCGGCGGCGGCUUCAACCCCGCCACCCAGAUGAACCAGUUCACCGAUCCGAACAACACGACCGUCUUCGUCGGUGGCCUCUCGGGCUACGUGACCGAGGAUGAGCUCCGCUCCUUCUUCCAGGGCUUUGGCGAGAUAACAUACGUCAAGAUCCCUCCUGGCAAGGGCUGCGGCUUUGUCCAGUUUGUCCACCGCCACGCCGCCGAGAUGGCCAUCAACCAGAUGCAGGGCUACCCCAUCGGUAAUUCGCGCGUCCGCCUCAGCUGGGGCCGCUCCCAGAACAACUCCGGCGUUGGUACCCCCUACCGCCCUGCCCCCCCUCCUCCUCAUUACCUGGGCAUGCCUGGGCAUGGUCCUGCCGGCCCCGGCGGUCCUGGCGGUCCUGGCCCCUAUGGUCCUGCCUUCGCCGGCCCCCAGGGACCUGCUGGCCCUCAGGUGAGCAUCCUCUCGUAA